This is a messenger RNA of Arachis ipaensis, 1163 nucleotides long. RefSeq names its product protein cornichon homolog 4. Gene Ontology annotation, biological process: vesicle-mediated transport. NCBI's taxonomy places the organism in Eukaryota, Viridiplantae, Streptophyta, Magnoliopsida, Fabales, Fabaceae. The record is from RefSeq and is a predicted model, not a curated record.
ACCCAAACAAGCUCUUGCUAGAAUGAUUAUUAGAGAGUGUGUUAACUUCAACUUGGAACAGGAUUCUUAGCUUCCUCCCCCGAUUACUUGCGGAACUGAAUAGUGAAUACCGAUCCUCCAAGCCUUCCAUUGGUUCUAGGUUUCUGCCUUCUGCUUCUCUCUCUGCCUUUCACUACUUACAUUCAGUUAUUCAAAUCGAGCAAGCCGUGCGCACUGCGCACGAGCUCUGCACACCCGCAAUCGUGCGCACUCUCACACCACUGCGUGGAAGAGAGAGAAGUGAAAAGCCCUGAAAUUAUAAGUUAGAAAGGAAGGAGAAGAGGGAGAAAUAGCAUAUGGCUGAUCUGUUUGCGUGGCUCAUCUCCUUCUUUAUCCUUAUUGCCUUGCUUGUCAUCGUUAUUUACCAGUUAAUGUGUUUGGCAGAUCUAGAGUUUGAUUAUAUAAAUCCUUACGAUUCCUCAUCGCGAAUAAACAAAGUGAUUUUACCUGAGUUUAUAACACAAGGUGUCCUAUGCUGCUUCUACCUUAUAACAGGGCAUUGGGUUAUGUCACUAUUUUGUGUUCCUUACCUCUACUACAAUUAUAGAUUGUACAAUCAAGGAAAGCAUUUGGUUGAUGUUACAGAGAUAUUCAACUUGCUCCCUCGGGAAAAGAAGCAACGACUCAUUAAGCUCUUCUAUCUUGUUUUGCUCCUCUUCCUUUCCAUAUUCUGGAUGAUCUAUGUAUCAUUGGAUGAUCACAAUGCCUAAUUUAAUCAUUUGUUUUUGCGGAGUGCUUUCUGGAAGUUUCCUGUGCAUUAAAUUGCAUACUUUUGCGGUUGAGAGCGGCCAUGAACUUCCGAUAUUGAACAUCAUUGUGUAUUAACGUGUACCUUAGUGAGUUGGGGAAUCGAUUUGAUUGUUGGACAAUAAUAUAUUAGGGAUUUAUAUUAAAAUUAUUAAUUCACUUGAGGCAGUUUCAUUGCAUGUACCUUCUGUCCUUUGUUUGUUCCCUGCAUUUUAUUCCUUGUGUAGAAAUUCUCAGAGGAGUGGAACACCGCUGUGUGUAGAGGUCUGAUUAGCAUGGAAAGCGUUAACCAAACUUCUCUACUUGUCAUUGUAGCAGAACAAUGAUAUAUGCGUAAAUGCGAAAUCUGUGUUCAGCUAUACAUUCCAAGAAGCAAA